GCCGCCAAAUUUAUUGAUAUUUACGGAUUGUGUGUUAUAUCGGAACACACUGCUUAUUCUCAACGGCGGAGAGAGAAAGUAAGAAGCAGCAGAAACUAGGAAGAAGAAGAGAGAGAGAUGGAGAACGGAAGCUAUAACGAAAUACCCGAAAACGCCAAUGAACAUUGCCCAGGUCCUGAAUCGGAUUCUGCUGGCAAAUCCGAUGCCUGCGAAGGUUGCCCUAAUCAGGAAAUUUGUGCUACUGCUCCGAAGGGUCCCGACCCAGACUUGGUUACAAUUGCAGAACGAAUGGCUACUGUGAAGCAUAAGAUACUGGUUUUGUCCGGGAAGGGUGGAGUUGGUAAGAGCACUUUCUCUGCUCAACUCUCAUUUGCACUAGCCGCAAUGGAUUUUCAGGUGGGUCUCCUUGAUAUUGAUAUAUGUGGCCCAAGCAUCCCCAAGAUGCUUGGUCUAGAAGGCCAGGAGAUUCACCAGAGCAACCUUGGUUGGUCACCUGUCUAUGUGGAGUCCAACCUUGGGGUCAUGUCUAUUGGGUUCAUGAUCCCCGACCCAGAUGAGGCGGUCAUAUGGAGGGGUCCACGCAAGAAUGGGAUCAUCAAGCAUUUUUUAAAGGAAGUUAAUUGGGGAGAGCUUGAUUUUCUAGUGGUGGAUGCUCCACCUGGGACCUCAGACGAGCAUAUCUCAAUUGUCCAAUUCCUCCAAGCAACUGGAAUAGAUGGUGCUAUCAUAGUCACCACCCCACAACAGGUCUCUUUGAUCGAUGUGCGUAAAGAAGUGAGUUUCUGCAAGAAGGUGGGAUUACAAGUCCUUGGUGUUGUGGAGAACAUGAGUGGCUUGUGCCAACCGGUAUCAGAUUUCAAAUUCAUGAGGGUGUUGGAGACAGGUGAACAAAAAGAUGUCACAGAGUGGGUUAAUGAGUAUCUGAAAGACAAAGCACCAGAGAUGCUAAAUUUGGUUGCUUGCACAGAAAUAUUUGAUAGUAGUGGUGGUGGUGCAACGAAGAUGUGUAGUGAUAUGGGCGUCCCUUUUCUUGGAAAAGUGCCACUUGACCCCCAGCUAUGCAAAGCUGCCGAAGAAGGUAGAUCCUGUUUCACUGAUAAUAAAUGCGGGGUGAGCGCCGCUGCACUGAAGAAGAUCGUAGAAAAAGUGGUGACUAAUCAAGGGAUGUCGAGAAUGGAAGAUGGUGCUUAGAGUUUGGUAUUGAGAUUAACUGUUCUGAAUGAAGGUUUUGUUUUCUGCAAUUUUUUUUUUUUUAAUGGACUUCAAUACUUAUCUUCUUUACAGUGAAUCAGGAGUUACAUGGUGUAAACGUUUAGCUAAUGAUUGUGUAUAAAUGUUAUAUGACUUAUGAUGAUUUGUUCCUUUGGAA
Messenger RNA from Cornus florida, 1369 nucleotides. Its product is annotated as cytosolic Fe-S cluster assembly factor NBP35. The record is from RefSeq and is a predicted model, not a curated record. Bases 118 to 1191 code for a protein of 357 amino acids. The transcript has 3 exons. Gene Ontology annotation, biological process: iron-sulfur cluster assembly. Gene Ontology annotation, molecular function: ATP binding; ATP-dependent FeS chaperone activity; 4 iron, 4 sulfur cluster binding. Gene Ontology annotation, cellular component: cytosol. Lineage: Eukaryota; Viridiplantae; Streptophyta; Magnoliopsida; Cornales; Cornaceae.